CAUCCGAUGUUGCAAAAGAUCGCAAAGUUACCGUUGAUGAUUUCAAAUUUAUUUUGCGGAAUGAUUCGAAAAAAUUAGCUAGAGUUGAAGAGUUAUUGCAUAUGGAGCAAGAGAUCAAGAAAGCUAGACAAAAUUUUGAUGUUAAAGAUAUUGAUGAAUAA
Racocetra fulgida is the source of this 161-nucleotide messenger RNA. The record is from the annotation of a GenBank genome assembly. NCBI's taxonomy places the organism in Eukaryota, Fungi, Glomeromycota, Glomeromycetes, Diversisporales, Gigasporaceae.